This is a messenger RNA of Penaeus vannamei (Pacific white shrimp), 1090 nucleotides long. The record is from RefSeq and is a predicted model, not a curated record. NCBI's taxonomy places the organism in Eukaryota, Metazoa, Arthropoda, Malacostraca, Decapoda, Penaeidae.
AUGGUUGCUGGAAAGAGGUUGUGUAAAUCUGUCUUCACAAGAGCCUAUUCCAGUGAUCUCUGCAGGGCGUUCACAACAUGCGAGCUCAUCUUGAAGGAGAAUGGAGCCCUGAUUCCUCCUAUAAAGAUUGACACUAAGUUGCGGGAAAGAAACUUUGGGAGUGUCGAGGGUCUUCACAUAGAGGAAGUAAAAGCCCGUGCCGCAGCAGAAGGCUUUUCAUGGCCACACCACCUCCCUCCGGGGGCUGAGAGUUUGGGGGACUUGCAAGCGCGGAUGGUGGCUUUCUUUAAGGAAUUAUGUCAGUCAGUCUAUGACAAGAAUAAAUCUCAGGGAGAGAGUACCUCAGAUUUGCCUGCAGAAGAUGGUGACGAAGCAGAAGUUGCAGGUGAAAUGCAGUCACUUAUAGACUGCCCUCCAGUGGAGAAUAUACUUAUAGUGGGCCAUGGAGCAGCUCUGAAGCAACUCUACACCCACUUUCACACAACUCUGGGGUGUAAUUUGCCAAGCGAUCCCGACGUCCUGAAUUCCAUCUCACCAAAUACAGGGAUAUCAGAGUACUUAGUUCAAUAUUCUCCAAGGAAGUAUAUAAUGCACUGCCAACGAAUUCAUGAUGGAGAACACCUGAAGGAUCUCUAAUGAUGUUGGACUUAAGGAAUGUCUUAUUGCACGUGCAACAGUGGCCUUCAUCAGCUGCAAAUCUGGAAAAUGCCUUGCAAUCUUUGCACGUCUUAAUAUUGUCAGUAGUUGUUUGAUGGAAAGACUGUAGCUGAUGGAUGUGUAGGGGGAUUGCGAUGUUUGUGUUUUGAGUGAUGUAAUUGUAUUCAUUUCUUUUAUGUGAAUUUUAUUAGUAAUGGUGAUUAUUGUAACCAUGUAAAGAUUUUUUUUAUGGUAAUGACCAAGACAUUGGCUAUAGUUAUUAUUAUGAUCAUGAAAGAUUUGAUUGUCAUUAAUAAUAUUGAAUUUUUUUUUUUUUUUUUUUUUAAUCUCCAGUCUUUUCAGUUUUUAGCAUUCAGCUUUUUGUUUUCUUUUGAAAUAGUUUAUAUUUAAAUGAUUUCUCUAGCCUUUUCAGUAUUCAGUAUUUAUCUUUUUU